AGCAGGGAGAGCAGAAACACACCUACCAGCAGCAGGGAGAGCAGCGAUCUUGACACCACUCUGUGCAGCACGAAGCCCACUACGACUACCACUACCACUACUACUACGACUCUUACCACUAGGGGCAGCAGCGUGGCAUCGCGUGUGAAGCACUGGCUGUGGCGAAUGCACAUUGCUCUCGUUGCGGCUAGCUCCCUGAUAAUAUGGGAGGCUGCGCUUCUCUUGAACGCGGGAUAUUCCUCGGCUGGAGGCUUUUGUCUGUCAAUAAUUGCCGGAGGUGCUGCUGUUGCCAGCACCUGCUGCAGCAGCGUCUUUCCUGCGGGAGCAGCCGUAUGCGAGAGAUUCCACGCUGCAGUAAAGCAGCAGCAGCAGCAGCUCCAGCAAGACAGGGCAGCACGCGCUGCCGCUAUCUCUCAGCUCUGGGCAAGAGCAGCUCUCACCGUGGGUUGCUUACGUCCCCGUGUAUCGGGGGUAGAAAAUGCCUUGUUCGUGAGGAGCCGUCAUGGAGGGCCUUGUCUGGUGGUUUGCAAUCAUUGCGGUUUGAUCGACAUCCCCCUUACUGGAGGCUUUCUGCCGCUGCAACACAUUCGCUUCGUGUCGAAGCAGGAAGUGCUGCGCUGGCCAGUCAUAGGGCGUGCAAUGCGCGAAAUUGGAGUUGUAGGCUUCGACAGAAACUCAGUGGCGGGAACGGUACGACUUGUUCGGGAGAUGUCUCAGGUUGUGAAGGAAUACACGCGAGGAAACCUGCAGAAAAAGACACCCCCAGUGUUUCUCGGAUUUCCUGAGGGCAGCAGAGCAAGGGACGGCCGUGUAAAGUCUCCCAAGCUUGGCUUAUUCCAAAUCGCCAAAAAGCUGGGGCUUUUGUUGUUACCAGUUUCCAUAGUCGGCGCUCACAAGUUGCAACCCGUGGGAGAGCUUCUCCCCAUACCGCUAGACUCUCCCGUAGAGCUUCACAUCCAUCCCUCCGUAGACCCCCGCUUCAAGACAGUGGAGGAAGCGGCGCGAGAAACGUGGGAGGCGAUAAUUCGUGGCCUUCCCGCAGAGCAAAGGCCCCUAGGCCGCAUCCAAAUCUGA
Cyclospora cayetanensis is the source of this 1074-nucleotide messenger RNA. Its product is annotated as 1-acyl-sn-glycerol-3-phosphate acyltransferase CHLREDRAFT_174358. The record is from RefSeq and is a predicted model, not a curated record. The transcript has 6 exons. Gene Ontology annotation, biological process: phosphatidic acid biosynthetic process. Gene Ontology annotation, molecular function: 1-acylglycerol-3-phosphate O-acyltransferase activity. The annotation marks the transcript as partial. Lineage: Eukaryota; Apicomplexa; Conoidasida; Eucoccidiorida; Eimeriidae.